Molecule: messenger RNA, 1245 nt
Organism: Hyalella azteca
Lineage: Eukaryota; Metazoa; Arthropoda; Malacostraca; Amphipoda; Hyalellidae
Product: mucin-5AC-like
Exons: 3
Source: RefSeq, a predicted model, not a curated record
CGUGAGGUUAACGCCGCUUCUCCUGGAAUCUUUGAUGCGAUGAAGGCGAUUUUAGUUUUUGUUUUGAUGCUGGCGUCCGCCGCUCUUGGCAGUGAAGGAAAUGAAGCCUCGACGAAGGCGUCUCAUGAAUUAGGAAUUAUGAACAGGCUCAAAAAUUCAGCCGCCAUCGAAAUUUCAACAGCGGUCGGCACUACAACCUUCGUCAUUGACACUACAACCGGCGCCAUGGAAAGUUCAACCGGCAAAUUGGGAACUUCAACCUCCGCAAUCGAAAUUUCAAAUUCCGCAAGCCACAUUUCAACAUGUGCAAUGAAAACUUCAACCGGUGCCAUGGAAACUUCAACCAGCGCCAUUGAAAUUUCAACCGUCAAAUUCGAAACUACCUCGACCACUGCACCGCCAACCACCUCGACCACUGCACCACCAACCACCUCUACCACUGCACCACCAACCACCUCUACCACUGCACCACCAACCACCUCUACCACUGCACCACCAACUACCUCGGCCACUGCACCGCCAACCACCUCGACCACUGCACCGCCAACCACCUCGACCACUGCACCGCAGGAUGAGCCGCAGGAUGGGCCACAGUUUCGAGGUUCUGAAACGACUGAUCCCUCCUCUGCUGGACACGCGUCCUCCGACUCCGCCCCAAAAGCUCAGACUCCUUCCUUGGGGAAUUUUGCACCUGCACCCGACCAAUCCUUUCCUGAUUCUGAAUUUGAUAAGUUCCAGCCUGGUUCCUCCUAUGGUUCUGACCCUGCCAAGUUCCAGCCAGGUUCUGGUUUUUUUAACUUGUCACAUGACAAGCCUGAGACUACAUCUGGUUUGACAAGACCCAAUCCCGUCGUUGUUGAGACUGCAGUCGCUGUCAAGCUUGACAACAACGAACAUUCGACAACCUUGGCCUCCCAGCGGCCGGUGAUCCAUCGUGCAGUUACAACCACAAACGACCAUCUGCCUGACUACCAGUCAAACCUCGACUCUACUCGUUCGACUGAUGACCUAUCCAAUGUGACUCAUGGCCUGCCCAAUAUAACUUACGACCAACCCAGUGUGACUGAUGAUCUACCCCAGAAGGCUUUCGGCCUACCCCAGAAGACUUUUGACCUACCCCAGAAGACUUUUGACCUACCCCAAAAGACUUUUGACCUACCCCAGAAGACUUUUGACCUACCCCAGAAGACUUUUGACCUACCCCAGAAGACUUUUGACCUACCCCAGAAGACUUUUGACCUACCC